GGCAGCCCGCGCAGUGCGCAGGCGCCAGGGCUGGGGGCGGGGCGACCGCGCUGUCGGGCGGGAAGGGAACCGGCUGGCGGCCGCCUGGCCUGGCGCUCACGCGGGUCGAAGGAAGCUGAGGAAGAGGUUUUGAGCAGCCAGCAACCCUGAGCGCUGUGGCCGCUCUCCUUACAGAAUGGAGAGUAUGGCUUUGGCUGUCUGCGAGGUUUUGAGGUAUUUAAUAGUUCACUGGAAGUGUGAAGCAGGACUGCCAAAGGGAGCAUCGCUAGAAGGGCAGCUAACGGUUUCCAUAGACGCAUUAAGUUCUACGCAGGCGCCGAGUUCUCUCCGUUGUGCAGUGACUAUUGCUUCUAUAGGAAGUGUUUAUGGUGGCUUGGUCUUCAAGAAGUUUCUACGAGAAGUACAAGUUGUGCUGCCCAGAUUCUCUGCAAAGCUGACUUGGGCCUCAGAGGAGGGUGACCGUUCUCAAGACACAUCAGGCAUAACACCCUUCCAGAUGACUUUUAAGGUUGAUGAAAAUCCUCGAAGUUUGAUGACAGGCUGUCUGAUUAUAAAGCGUUUUUUACGAAAAAUCAUCAUAGUUCAUCACAAGCUCAAGUUUAAUUUCAGUUUGACGGUGAAUGGGAUCCUCUCUGCAGAGAUCUUUGGGGCAGAGAACGAGCCUAUUUUGAGACUGUCCAAUGGCAUCACUCUUGUUGUGGGCUUUCAGCAUUAUGUGAGUAAGCCAAAACUGAAUUCAACUGAAUCGCACUGCAGCAGAAUCCACCCUGUGCUAGGACAUCCAGCUCUACUGUCCAUCCCUGAUGGCAUGUCUGACAUGGGCUUGCUGGGAAAACUGGCACUGACUCCAGCUGCUGCUCUGUGCCCAAGCCCCAAGGUCUUCUCCAGCCAACGGGAUAGGAUUUCUUCGGUUUCAAUAUUUCUAUACGGGCCUUUGGGUCUGCCUCUGAUAUCAGACCAGGAGCAGCUAAGUAUCACUGUCUUCAGAGACACCUCCUACUUCAUUGACUGGAAGAAACACAAUUUGUUUAUGGUGCCCACUUUGGAUCUCAAUUUGGAUACAGAUUUGGUGAUUCCCGAUGUGAGUUAUCAAGUGGAGCCCAGUGAGGGGAAUCAGUCUCAGGAUGUGGACUCAGCGGGACCAGCUCUGCUACUCUUUCUAUUUGUAGAUUUCCACAGUGGAUUCCCAGUCCAGCAAGCAGAAGUCUGGGGACUCCACACUUUGCUCACAGCUCAUCUCAGUGCCAUCCUCUCGGAGAGCCGCAGCACCGUGCGAGAGUCCAUCCAGUCAGCUGUGGACCAGGUCUUGGAGCGAUAUCACCAGGCUGCCCAGGCUCAUCAGAGACUGCAGGGCUCCCUCUCUGUGGCUGUGAAUGCCAUCACGAGUGUGCUGACUGGAAGCACCUGCAGCAGCUUCAGGAACACAUGCCUCCAGGCUCUUGAGGCAGCUGACACACAGGAAUUCGGGACCAAACUGCACAGAUUAUUUUAUGAUACCACCCAGCACCGACUCCUGCACCACUGCUCAUGCGACACAGAACAGCACCCGACUCCAGAGAAAAAGCAUUCUACCCAGAGCACCGAAGACUGGCGUGGGACUAUCGGCCAGCAGUCCCAUGUGGAGAGCAGCGGGCAAGCAGAAAACAAGAAGCUCAAGAGAAGCCCCAGCCUGGGCAGGGAAGAACCGCAAGCUCUGUGCUCCGCCAGGGAUCCGAGCCCUCCAGAGUGCGCCGCACGCCACCACGAGCCCACUGUGGCCUCCCCCAAUGCCAGAGGAUCGCCCGCCCCAGCGGCCCAAAGCAGGGCCCCGGCGCCAGACGCAGCGAGCCCUGCGGGCGGCCUGGAGGACUUGUGGCUGCAAGAGGUCUCCAAUCUGUCCGAGUGGCUGAGUCCAGGACGCAGGUUCUAAACGUCCGCUACUGAGGAUCCCAGCGGGCCAACGCGCCCGGAACACGGGUGUCGUGCCUUCUAGAGUUCAAUAAAGCUGCUCCAAGCA
Alexandromys fortis (reed vole) is the source of this 1996-nucleotide messenger RNA. RefSeq names its product TOP6B like initiator of meiotic double strand breaks (gene Top6bl). The transcript has 16 exons. Lineage: Eukaryota; Metazoa; Chordata; Mammalia; Rodentia; Cricetidae. Gene Ontology annotation, biological process: reciprocal meiotic recombination; meiotic DNA double-strand break formation. The coding region runs from base 176 to 1909 and encodes 577 amino acids. The record is from RefSeq and is a predicted model, not a curated record.